Messenger RNA from Endocarpon pusillum Z07020, 648 nucleotides. Its product is annotated as Protein transport protein sec22. The transcript has 5 exons. Lineage: Eukaryota; Fungi; Ascomycota; Eurotiomycetes; Verrucariales; Verrucariaceae. Gene Ontology annotation, molecular function: SNAP receptor activity. The record is from RefSeq and is a predicted model, not a curated record. Gene Ontology annotation, cellular component: SNARE complex; ER to Golgi transport vesicle membrane; endoplasmic reticulum membrane. The coding region runs from base 1 to 648 and encodes 215 amino acids. Gene Ontology annotation, biological process: vesicle fusion with Golgi apparatus; retrograde vesicle-mediated transport, Golgi to endoplasmic reticulum; endoplasmic reticulum to Golgi vesicle-mediated transport.
AUGGUUCAGUCUACCCAAAUAGCACGGCUCGAUGGCCUUAUGCUGGCAGCUUCAGUGGAUGACGAGCAGGUCGAAAGCGAGCUGGCCGAAGUCAAGUCACAAGCAAAGAUGAUCUUCCGCCGAUUGAAUCGCAACUCUGAACCACAAGCUAGCAUAGAAUCUGGCCAAUACACUUUACACUACAUAAUACAAGAUUCAAUCUGUUUCCUCUGCAUCUGCUCCAAGUCUUACCCACGAAAACUGGCGUUCACUUACCUCUCCGACCUUGCGACUGAGUUCACCACCACUUACCUUGCGACACAGUACCAUUCGCCUACCUUGCGUCCGUAUGCUUUCGUUGAGUUCGAUACUUUCAUUCAGCGCACUAAAAAGACGUACCAAGAUUCCCGGGCAUCUGCGAACCUGGACAGGCUGAAUGAUGAGUUGAAGGAUGUGACGAAGGUGAUGACAAAGAAUAUUGAGGAUCUCUUGUAUCGUGGAGAUAGCUUGGAGAGGAUGGGCGAGAUGAGUGGCAGGUUAAGAGAGGAUAGUAAGAAAUACCGGAAGGCCGCCGUGAGGAUAAAUUGGGAAUUGCUCUUGAAACAGUAUGGCCCUUUUGCAGCUCUCGGCUUUAUUAUGAUUGUAUUCAUCUGGUGGCGGUUCUUUUGA